Alligator mississippiensis (American alligator) is the source of this 7187-nucleotide messenger RNA. It is a transcript of the gene TMF1, whose product is annotated as TATA element modulatory factor 1. Lineage: Eukaryota; Metazoa; Chordata; Crocodylia; Alligatoridae. The transcript is spliced from 17 exons. Gene Ontology annotation, cellular component: endoplasmic reticulum; Golgi apparatus. The coding region runs from base 96 to 3428 and encodes 1110 amino acids. The record is from RefSeq and is a predicted model, not a curated record.
GGCCACGUGACGGCGGGUGGCGACGUGGAGCGGCGCAGCGCGCAGGCGCGGGCGGGCGGAGCGGCCAUGGCCGCGGCCUGAGGAGCGGCGGGGCCAUGAGCUGGUUCAACGCGUCGCAGCUGUCCAGCUUCGCCAAGCAGGCGCUGUCGCAGGCGCAAAAGUCCAUCGACCGCGUGCUGGACAUCCAGGCCGAGGACGGGCCCUGGGCCGAGCCCGCCCGCCCCGACGGCGACCGCGAAAUAAAUUCCCUUACAAGUGGAGGAUGGGACACUUCUUCCUGGGGAUUAAAUUCUAAUGCAGAACCUCAAACUCAGCCUAUAUCUACGACAGCAAUCACCAAACCGGUUAGGAGGACGGUAGUAGAUGAAUCUGAAAACUUCUUCAGUGCCUUUCUCUCUCCAGUGGAUGUUCAGAGCAUACAGAAAAGUCCAGUGGUGUUUAAACCUCCAACCAAAUCUCAGUGGCCCAAAGAAGAAGUGAACAGCACUUUAAAAGAAUGUAUCCACACCAGUCAGCCAGAUGCAUCAGUAGUAACAGAGCCAGAAACAAAAGACUCCUCUGUAAUUACCUUAGUGCACUUGGAAAACCUUGAUAUUCCCCAGGAGAAAUUAGAAGAAAGUUCUGCAAUUAAAAAUGACAGUGAGCAUGAAGAAACAGCAAAUGAAAGUUCAGAUAAAGCAGUCUCUACUCUAGAUCUGAAAGUACCUGAAGCUGCUGUGAAUGUGAAAUCUGGCAUAGGGAAGGAUGGACCAGAAAGUGCACCCGACAGCCCUGCACAGUCUCUUACACCAGAGGCAAAAGACGUGGGCUUGGAAGCCAAGGAGCAGAAAAAUGAGGACAGACAAAGCAAUACACCUUCACCACCUAUCAGCACUUUCUCCUCGGGCACAUCCACAACUAGCGACAUUGAAGUUUUGGACCACGAGAGUGUAAUAAGUGAGAGCUCAGUUAGUUCUAGACAAGAGGCAGCAGAUUCAAAAUCCAGCCUUCAUCUGAUGCAGACUUCCUUUCAGCUCCUAUCUACGUCAGCUUGCACUGAGUAUAAUCGUUUAGAUGACUUUCAAAAAAUGACAGAGAGUUGCUGUUCCUCUGAUGCAUUUGAAAGAAUAGACUCAUUCAGCGUGCAGUCGUUGGAUAGCCGAAGCGUAAGUGAAAUCAACUCGGAUGAUGAAUUAUCCGGCAGGGCUUCUGCUUCAGCAUCUAUUACAGUCGGCCCCUCGACACCAAAGACCGAGACGGUUGACUCCGUGAAAAAUAAAUCUGAAGAAGAAUUGAAUGAGAUGCUUCUUGUGCAUCCGGAGGAAACUGAAAUGGAGGAGAGCGGGAGAAGUGCAACCCCUGUUAAUUCUGAGCAGCCGGAUAUUUUGGUUGCUGCUGCUCAAACAGAUGAAGAAGAAAUGGUAAAAGUGGAGUGUACAGCGCAGCAGCAAGAUGCUGAAACAUUGCCUGAACUGGACUGUGAAAAGGAAGAGCUUCGCAAGAUGGUUGAUUCGCUGACUGAAAAGCUGGGAAAGAGGGAAACCCAGUUAUUGAAUGUUAGUAAAGAGAAGGCAUGCUUAGAAGAAGCUUAUGACAACCUGAAAGAUGAAGUGAUCAGAAUGAAAGAAGAGAGCAGUAGUAUUUCAUCUCUUAAAGAGGAGUUUGCUCAGCGUAUAGCAGAUGCUGAAAAGAAGGUCCAAGUAGCGUGCAAAGAGAGAGAUACAGCAAAAAAGGAAGUAAAGACUGUUAAAGAAGAACUGGCUACUAGAUUAAAUUGUAACGAAACAGCUGAACUACUGAAGGAGAAAGAUGAACAAAUCAAAGGACUUAUGGAGGAAGGAGAAAAGCUUUCAAAACAGCAGCUACAAAAUUCCAACAUCAUUAAGAAGCUGAGAGCAAAGGAGAAGGAGAGGGAAAACACUAAUGCAAAACAGAAUAAAAAGAUUACAGAAUUAGAAGAGGAGUUACAGCUUUUGAAACAGGUGCUUGAUGGCAAGGAGGAAGUUGAGAAGCAGCAUCGAGAGAACAUUAAACACCUCAACAGUGUGGGAGAGCGGCAAGAGAAGGAUCUUAGCAGGCUUCAGGUGGAGGUGGAAGAGCUUGAAGAAAAGAACCGAAGCAUUCAGACAGCACUCGACAAUGCAUACAAAGAGCUUGCAGAGCUUCACAAAGCCAAUGCUACAAAGGACAGUGAGGCACAAGAAGCAGCGUUAAGUUGUGAAAUGAAGGCGAAAGAAGAACUUGGUUUAGCGCUAGAGAAGGCCCAAGAGGAGGCCCGGCAACAACAGGAAGCUUUAGCAAUUCAGGUGGCAGACCUGAGGCUGGCAUUGCAACGGGCAGAACAGCAAGCAGCAAGAAAGGAAGACUAUUUACGCCAAGAAAUCAGUGAGCUACAACAGAGACUCCAAGAAGCAGAAAAUAGGAACCAAGAACUAAGUCAAAGUGUUACAUCUGCUACAAGGCCACUUCUCCGGCAGAUAGAAAAUCUGCAAGCAACACUGGGAGCCCAGACCUCCACGUGGGAAAAGUUAGAGAAGAACCUUUCUGACAGGCUUGGUGAGUCUCAAUCCCUGCUGGCAGCAGCAGCUGAGCGAGAACGUGCUGCUACAGAAGAGCUUCUUUCCAAUAAAGUUCAGAUGUCUGCCACUGAAUCGCAAAACAGCCUGCUGAGGCAAGAGAACAGUCGCCUUCAGGCUCAGCUGGAAGUAGAGAAAGCCAGACUCAAGAAACUGGAAAAUGAAAACAAUAGGUGUGAGGUCGAACUAGAAAACCUUAGAAAUGAGUAUGCGAAAACCCUUGAAGAAGCAAAGAAAGAAAAGACACUGUUAGCUACUCAGUUAGAAAUGGAGAAGAUGAAAGUUGAGCAAGAAAGGAAGAAAGCCAUUUUUGUACAAGAAGCAGCAAAGGAAAAGGAACGCAAAUCAUUUUCAUUGUCGACAAUGGAAACUGUUUCGAGUACUCCAACUCUGUCACGCUCAAGUUCGAUAAGUGGAGUUGACAUGGCAGGGCUUCAGGCUUCCUUCCUCUCUCAGGAUGAUCCUCAUGACCAUUCGUUUGGAUCAGUGUCUGCAAGUGGGAACAAUCUUUAUGAUGCUAUAAGAAUGGGAGCAGGUUCAAGUAUCAUUGAAAACCUGCAAUCACAGUUAAAACUAAGGGAGGGAGAGAUUUCUCACCUACAGCUGGAAAUUGGAAACCUUGAAAAAACUCGGUCGAUAAUGGCUGAGGAACUGGUUAAAUUAACUAAUCAAAAUGAUGAAUUUGAAGAAAAAGUGAAGGAGAUACCAAAAUUGCGGGCACAGCUGAAGGAUUUGGAUCAACGAUACAACACAAUUCUCCAGAUGUAUGGGGAGAAAGCAGAAGAGGCGGAAGAACUUCGACUGGAUCUUGAAGAUGUGAAAAAUAUGUACAAGACUCAGAUAGAUGAACUCUUAAAACAAAGACAAAACUAAUUCCUGCUGAAACUGUAACUUUACCACAGUGAUAUUAGACUGUAAAGAUAGUUGUUCAUGUAAAUUCAAAUGUGUUGUAAAAAAUGUACUAUAGAAAAUGUGACUAUAUUGUAGAAUUCAUACGCAGGAAAAAACAAUGCUUUAAUGGUGUCUGGUACUGUCUGCAGUUAAAUUAUUUGUGCAAUAUUUAAUUUUUCUUUUUUUUUUAAUUAAAACCAUCCCUCCCUUUAUUUAACUAAAAAUGGACCGUUUUAUGUCCAAGCAGUAGAAGAAAGAUUGAUUUAUGCGAUAUGACCUGACCAUGUGGCAGAGGAAGGUGUUGAAGGAAGAACUUUUAAAUGUUCUGAACAUUUGUUCUUUUUAUAAAAAAAAAAAAUAAAAAUUAUACUACUAUUUUUUUUUCUUACUGCAACACAAGUGGCAGAGACUUGCUGUCUGAAAUUUAAGAGGGUAGAUGUUUCCAAUCUUUUCAAUGAAGGGAGAAUUCCUGAUUUGUAUUUUGGGAAUCUGAAGAACAGCAGUUUCAUUUUCAUGGAGAAAUUUUGCUUCACAGAACAUCUGUUUUGCACCAAUUCCCUAAAGCAAAGAGAUGGACCAAGACUGUAACUUAUUCUUGUUGUUAAAUCCACUACUUCAUCUUGCAUGCUAUUUGUACUGCAUCCCUGGGGUCAUUAGACCUCCAGGUAAACCUGUCUCUACAUACAGUUAACAUCAUCUUCAGCAAGCAGGACAGUUCAACACUUGUUUCCUUUAGGUUUUGGAGCUGCUUCUAGUGGUACUGUUUUAAAAAAAAGAAAGUCAGAAAAAUAAAAUUCUUUUGAAAUGAAAUCAUUGCUGCUGCUCUUCUGUAGCCAUUCUUGGUCUAAAUCUGAUUCUUAUGCCCCACUUUUUUGGAACUGAAGUAGUCUGAUUUUUAAGGUAGUCAGCAGUGAUUGCAAAAGAUCACUCAAUUCCUUAUUGGCUAAAUCAGCAUCUGUGCAGCUUGAUAUUUCAAGAGCCACGUUUCGGGUCAUGCGUCAGAGCAGUCGGACCCUUGGGAAUGCUGAGAACUAGUCUGCUUCUUCCUCUUUGCAUUCCAGACAGCAAAUAGUUCACUGUGCUGAAUACUGCCGCAGUAAUGGAUGCUCAUAUUCUGAACUGUACUGCAUAUGCAAUUCUCUGCUUAUUCCACCACUUGCUUCAAUUAUGAGUGAUUUCUCCUCCCUCUCCACAUUCGUAACUUAACUAAGGCUGCGUACAAAUGUUCAUUUCUACCAGAAGAAAUUUAUUCCAGCAGGAAAAUAGCCUGGGAGCUGGACUUGUACCGAUGUUCCUUCGUCCCCAUGGCUGCAUAGCUUCAUGGACAAGCUCUCUAGCCAGGGGGCAUUAGAGGGCCCUUCCCUGAGCUACCCAUACCCUUAGUUGACAUUAAUAUGUCCAUUAAUUGAUCCUGCCCAGAAAGGGGCAGGCUUUCAGCCCCCAAGUGAAUGACCCCUCUGCCCCCCAGCAUCAGCUGAUGGGCAGGACGGGAGGCACUCAUGGUGGGAUCCCUCCCAGUUCUCCCCUGUAGGAGAAUAGCCCCACUUGCACUCCUUUGGGCUUACCCAGAGGGGUGCAGGGAGAUGGGUGGGAGCACUUGGCUUCUGUGGCAAGGCUCUGGGAGCCUGCCUUGUCCCACUCCUUGGGGUCAGCUGGGCAGUGUCUGCAGCAAGGGAGAGCCUCUGUACACCCUGCUCCCUGCCCCUCCAACUUCCCCAGGCAGCCUCCACCACUCAGCUGAGCGGCAGGGGCAGCGAUUUAAAAACCAGAGGGGCUUCCCCAGCUUCGCUUCCAGCUCCCCUUUGCAGCCCUGCUGGGGGUGCCAGUUUAGCUGGAAGUGGGGGCUCCGGAAAAGCCCCCUCAGCCCAGCCCCCCUUGUAGGGCAGGGCAGGAAAGCUGGUGGUUUAACGUGGGAUGUUACUGGGUUAUUUUUCUCCUGGACCAGCCAUUUUUGCUCAGAGAAAAAGCCUGAGUAUCCUUACACUUUGGUCUCUACUGGGGGAGCAGUGGUCCUGUGUGGUCCAGCUGUACAGCCCUUAGAAUGAAUGAAUGAAAUGUGAUAGCUGGGGAACCAGCUUUCACAGGAGAGACGAUCCUGUACUAGGAAUUUGUAUCCUCGGGGCCUGCAAAAAAGAAAAGGGAAGUCUUCAAUGGGUGCCGUCUCAAUGCGCCACCGCCCCUCUGGGAUCCACCCCUUUGAAAUCAGAGCGCAGUUUGACUCGGGAUUUGCCCUACGGAAGCAAUACAAGCACAGAACUUAAAAUAGGGUUUUAUUCUUUAUCUCAUUUGAUCUGCAUGCUUGAUUUCAUUUUGGAAAUGAGUAUUGUUCUAAGACUGGACAUUUUGCUUUCAUAAAAUGAACCCUCCCAGUGCUCCAAGUAGGCAGUAGGGACUGAAAUGUGGAUGCUUACUUUCAAGAGCAUAAAUCAGUCAUUCAGUUCUAACGUGUAAAUAGUUUUUUAAAAGUGCUUAAAGUGUUUUUUAACAACCAGGUUCAAAUUAGCGUAGGGUAUCGAUUCAGUAUCAGUUGCCAGUCGGACCACAUUUUAUCUUGUAGAUUGGGUUGUAUUCAAGCUUGUGCAAGUCAAGGACUAUUCCAUGAAAAAUAUGCAUCUAGCUUUGUCAUUUUUAUUUUGGCAUAUCAUUGCAGAACCGUUUUGAAGGUAAUAUUCCACCAUUAAAAUGUGAGUGGGUAACUUGUCAAUUGGAGCUGAUAUACAGUAAUAAAUCUAAUAAAUACAAAUGUUUUUUGGACAAUAUCUAAUUUUUAAAAGGAAUCUGGACAAGUAGAAAGCCUUGAUGUAUGCUUACAUGUCAUAUUCUUUUCCUCUUGGAUGUAAAAGGCAGUAUUUGUCAGUACUUAGGUGCAGAACUUAGGUUUUAAAGUCUACAAAAUUAAAGAUUUUACAAACUCUCCUCCUAAAUUCAGUGCUUGGAUUUGGCUGUUCCUUUCCCUUGCAGCCUAUCCUAGAGCCUGAAAACCAGGAAGUGACGCUAUUUACAUCUGUACUAAGCAUCAAAAUCUUGUGAAACAGAGAACCGUAAAAAGUAACCCGUUUUGUGCAUCUUGGCUGUAACACUGGUGUGUUUGCUUUUAAGGCUGCCAGCAUCCUUUCAACUCAGUGCCGUCAGCACAGGUAUGUUUGCACACAAAAAAGGUCUUAAUAGGACCACCUAGCAUUGUUCAAAUUAAUAGAUGAAAAUGCCAUCUGUUGCUUUUCUUGCUGCCUGUUGCUGUGAAGUAGUAAAACUGCUGUAUCUGCCAGUGUGAAGAAACAUUAUACUUCACAGAUUUACUCAAAGUAAUAGGAGUCUAUUCUUGAAUACAGUGAAGGCAAUGGGAAGACUCCUAUUGCUUUCAAAGCAUUUUGGAUUAGACCCCUGAUCAGCUGGCAGCGUGUUACCAUAAAGAGAAAUUAGGAUAUGUUGCAACAACCUGUUAACUUCAAGGGCAUUGACUGCAUCCUUAAUGAGAGCUAGAGCAACUGGUCCAAUGCUGCCCAGCUGUACAUGUGUCUGUUUUUAUCUUCACUACAGAGAAGUACAUUUUUUUGUCCUAUGCUAUGAGCCCUUUUGUUACGUUUAUACGUAUGUUCCACGAAAGGCUACAGUGAUCUUGAAUAUCACAGAAAAUGGAUUAAUAUUCUGUGAGACCUGAACAUUUGAAAUCCAGAUGUAAAAUAAUGUAAAUAAGCAACCUGUAUAAAGCAUGGGUCUGGGGUGAAUAAAAUUUUGAUCUAA